Messenger RNA from Lentinula edodes (shiitake mushroom), 642 nucleotides. RefSeq lists its product as uncharacterized. The transcript has 4 exons. NCBI's taxonomy places the organism in Eukaryota, Fungi, Basidiomycota, Agaricomycetes, Agaricales, Omphalotaceae. The record is from RefSeq and is a predicted model, not a curated record. The coding region runs from base 1 to 642 and encodes 213 amino acids.
AUGCAGCCAAACACAAUCAGCAAGGCAAAAAUUGGUAUCGUAGUCACCGAAGCACUAAAAAUCAAGCUUAUUCAGAAACCUAUAUCCCCAACGGAUAUUGACACUAAUCUACCUAGUAAGGAAACCAAGAACAGGACCUUGAAGCCAUUCGAACAGCCACGAAUCAAUAGCUCACAGUAUUCGAAGACCUCGUCAACUUCCCUAGAUGUACAAUUUCACUUACACCAGAUGCUCCGCCAGAAACGCUCACCAGAGUUUGCCUCGCUGUAUAAUCAGUUCGCAGUGCUAUAUGAACGAUAUCAGUUAUGGGAGCGUGAAUUUGGAGGAGUACGCUUCUGGGAUACCCUCCCCUCAGAUGAUUUUAUGGAACUGAGACGGUACAAAUCACAUGUAGACGCUGGUGAAAAGUUGGCUUCUGAGAUUAGUCACUUGCUUCUUCGACAGCUGCCGGAGAAACAAGUAGACUUCAAACUUAUGUACUUUGAAGCUUGUAUAAUGCAGAAGCAGAUAGGGAAAGAUUAUUUUAUUGAAAUACCUAUUUUCACAAUCUCAUUGGGUUUGAGUGUCAAGUGCACCUACUUUAGCGCUGAAAGGUCGCCAAUGGUCGCCAACAGUUGCCAAAAUCCUGACCCAGUUUUCUGA